Paracoccidioides brasiliensis Pb18 is the source of this 2625-nucleotide messenger RNA. RefSeq lists its product as uncharacterized. Bases 1 to 2625 code for a protein of 874 amino acids. Gene Ontology annotation, molecular function: protein binding. The record is from RefSeq and is a predicted model, not a curated record. The transcript has 2 exons.
AUGGUGCAGUCCCCCCAUACUGAUCGCGCCGUCCAACUGGCCAGAGAAGCCGUAGAAUUGGUGGAUGCUGGCCAUCAUGAGACCGCCUCAAGAAAUCUCCGGGAGGCCAUCUCCCUCGCACCGGACAACGAAGAAGUCAAAUCUGCCUUCAAGAAGGUGUCAGAGGAUGUAAAACAAAACCACCCCCUCGUGAAUCUCGUUCGACGCUACGUCAUCCAGAAAAACGAAGAUGCCGGCCGCGAAGCCGCUUUAUCCCUCCGCGCCAAUGGUUUCCAACCGCCCCCCGAAGCGGCCCUAGAUGCCCUCAACCUCAUCCUCUCUUGUCCAGCUGCUUCCCUCUCAGAUACCCAGGACGAGAUAAUCACUGGUCUUGUGCGCAACAGCGCCCAUAUCCGCCUCUAUUUCGCCACCCAACUCCAACGAUCAGUCACCCAGUUCUUCGACGAUAUCUACGACCGCGGAGAUGGCGCUGUCGUCUGCUUGGAUACCGUUGUCUUGGAUCCUGCGCUCUGGCGGUCUGAGAGCGGCCGCAGUCACUGCGAAGGUGAGCUGUUUCAGCUUUUCAUUGCCAAGCUCAUGGAGUCUGGACAUGACCUUGACGGCCGCUCGUUGAAGGGCAUCGCGAGACUCCUUGCGGUUGACGCGGGGAAUCUACAACAUUUGGUUGAUGAAGAGUGUUUCGACGCUAUUCUAUCUUCCCUCGAUCUGAGGUUGCCCGUCGACGUGCGCAGCCAGGCCACCCUAUCAACUGCCAAGUACCUCGAGGCUGCGGGGGAGGCGGGGCAGAAGCUGUUUUCGAAGAUCCUUACCUCCCGUGCCGCGAGGCAGCGGAAUGAUGAUUACGUCAUUGCCUUUUCUGCUGCUGCUGCUGUCUUCCCUAUCAUCCCUGCCAUUACUGCAACGUUAUUCUUGACCGAUGGAUUUAUUCAAUCCCUUGUUCAAUUGCUGGAGCAGAAGCGGAAUGGUAAUAUUGUGGAACGUGCUGUUCUUGAAUUGUUCAACGCGGCCUGCAUCGACAAGCAAUGCCGCGAAGCCAUUAGCAAGUAUUGCGGCGAAUGGCUCACCAGUACCCUAAGCAACGGCACUGAGGAAAGAUCAGAGCUAGCGGCUGUGAUUCUCGCCAAAAUUAGAGCGUCCGAGAACGGUGCGGAUCCGAAACCCACGCCGUCUGGAAUCCGUGAAGAUGAAUCAUCAGGUAGCUCUCACGAUCUCGUUGAAAGAUUCAAGAACCUGCUUGCUAAACGUUCGCAGAAAGGAGACUUCCAUCAUUUAGUUGAAGCCCUCGCCUUCUCCUCCGUGAAGCCGGAGGUGAAGGAACAGCUAGCUUCCAACGGGUCGACAUUUCCCUCUGAACUGGUGUCUAUCCUCAAGAAUAAGACUUCAGACACCUCCAUCAUCUACGGCGGACUUACGGUAAUUCACAAUCUCACUAAAUACCUCCCUAACCUAUCCGAAGAACAAAAGAAGAUUUCCGAACUCAGAUCCUACGCAAAUGCAUCUUCCAAACCCACAGCUUCUCCCGACCCACUAGACGAUGACAACCACGUCAAGGAGCGUUGUGCAACCAUCAUCAACGCAGGCAUUAUGCCUUUGCUCAUCGACUGCAAUAAAGCCACGACCAUGUCCUCCACAUCCAUCCAAGACCUCAGUAGCAAAAUUCUCCUUUCCCUGUCCAAAACCGCACAAACCCGCGGCAAACUCGCCCAACAAGGUGCCGUCAAACUACUCCUUUCCCUCAUUUCCUCCCGCACCGAAAACGGCAACAACAGCUACCCCGCCAACGACGAACCAAUCCAAAACGCCGCCCACGCCCUGGCCCGCAUCCUCAUUUCCGUAAACCCAUCCCACAUCUUCUCCUCCUCCGGCUUCCCACAAAUAACCAGCGCCAUACGCCCGCUCAUCCACCUCCUCCAACCUAACCCUUCCCAAGCCCAAUCCCUCUCAACGGAAUACCCCCGCGACCUUCUCCCAACCUUUGAAUCCCUCCUAGCCCUCACAAACCUCGCCUCAACCAGCAGCACCAACACCUCCUCACCAACAGCAGCAAGCACGAUAACCACCCUCGCCUUCCCGAUAAUCGAAGACCUCCUCCUCUCUAACAACACCUACCUCCAACGCGCCGCCUGCGAACUAACCUGCAACCUCACAACCAGUCCCAACUGCAUCGCGAAAUUCGCCGGUGGGAGUCCCCGCGCCGCGCAACGGUUGCAUAUCCUGCUUGCACUAGCUGAUGUGCCGGAUUUGGCGACGAGAAGGGCGGCGGGGGGCGCGUUGGCGGUUUUGACGGAGUUUGAGGGGGUUGUGGAGGCCGUGUUGGCGAGGGAGAGGGGAAUAGAGGUUUUGUUGGGGAUGUGUGAGGAGGCCGAAGGGGACGGGGUGGAAUGUGGGAGUGGUAGUGGGAGUGGGAAGGGGAUGGAGAUGGUUCAUCGUGGCUUGGUUUGUGUGAGGAACAUGGCGUGUUGUGAGCGGGAGGUGGGCAAGAGGGCGAGGGAGGUGUUGAGGGAGAAGGGGGCGAUGGAGGUGUUGAGAAAGUGUUUGGUGGGGGGUGUUGGUGGCGGUAGGGGGAUUGGGGAGGAGGUCUUGAAGUGUGGAGUUGAGGCGUUGAGGGCGUUGGUUGAAACUUGA